AUGGAAAACCAGUGCUUACCCCAAAGCAGUGAAGCGAUUCGUGAAGUGGGUUCAUCUGUUGAGAAUGAAGAAUCAAGAAAUUCUUCUUCUAUAUCACGUCACAGUCUAGAUAAGGAGGCAGCUUGUCGAGUGUGCCACUGUGCUGAAUCAGACAAGGUCGGAGUUGCUGCUUUAGGAUUUCUAGGAAUUAUUCCACCGGCACCAGGUAGUGGAGGGGUGAAGCUUGAUUGUCAUCAACAUGUGAAAAAUGAUGAAAACAGUAGCACGAAAGGAUCUGCACUAGUUGAAUUCAUAAGUCCAAAAGGAGAGGUGUUUGUUUGUAAUGGUGAUAUAGAGAUGGGUUCUUAUGAUGAUAACCAGGACUCCUUGAAUGAGCUUGGCUGUGCGUGCAAAAAUGAUCUUGCUAUGGUACACUAUGCUUGUGCACUUAAGUGGUUUGUCAACCAUGGAUCUACCAUAUGUGAGAUUUGUGGAUGUCUUGCAAAAAACAUUAGAACUUCGGAUUUCAAGAAAGUUGUGAGCUCUUUGAAGCAGUAUGAUGCAUUGAGGGAAAGGACUGCAAAUGGGGUCCCUAAUCCUGUGCCGGUUCUGGAAAACUCAACUGUAGAUCCUGAUGCUAUUGCAGCUAUUCGAAGGCAAAGGUUAAGUGAGAUUGCAUUGUGGUUCAAUCCCCAUAACAACUAUCCCACUGCAGUUGUUACCGAACCACCGGCUUCUGGUUCUAACAUUGUUACAGAAGAAGAAGCUCUUCCUGCAGAAAAUACUGCAACCAAAUGGGCUGUUGAGAGUACUGGGAUCCUGCUUGCUACAGGGCUUCUUACUAUCACUCUUGCAUGGCUUAUUGCUCCUCAUGUUGGGAAGACAACUGCCAAAAAUGGACUGCAUAUUCUUCUCGGAGGUGUUUGUGCGUUAACAGUUGUAAUAUUCUUCCGCUUUUUUGUGCUAACAAGAAUCAAAUAUGGCCCUGCUCGAUACUGGGCAAUCCUAUUUGUCUUUUGGUUUCUUGUGUUUGGUAUAUGGGCUUCAAGAACACAUGGUGCCCAUGCUACAUGAUCAUGAGGAUUUGGUGAUAUCUAAUUAGUGCGCUGAUGUUUAGCUGCUUCAUUGAUCUAGUACUGCCAGUGAAGUUGGUGAGAUGAUUAUCAUAAUUCAUACGCAUCUCUGGUGCGAUGCUACUAUGUUUAUGCAGAUGUUAAAAAAAUAUAUAUAUAUAAAAAAAAAAUCUCUAUGUGCUGCUUUGCACGUGUAAGUCAACCUCUUGAUUUUUCUUAUGCUAGGGACAUUGUUGAGAUAUUUCCUCGACAAAUCAAAUUAAUUGUUUGGUCUCCUCCUUGUGCAAGAAAGUUUAAAUUGAAUCCUGAUGGCAGCGUGAAGACACAAAAUGGGGAGGCUGCUUUUGGCGGAAUUUUUAGAAAUGAUCAGGGAAAGUGGAUAAUGAGAUAUUUAGGUAAAGAUGAGACCUACCUCAAGCCUCACCACAUAACUAUGGAGCAUCAAACAAUGACAACAUCAGCUCAAACUCUAGAGGACUGCUUUCUGGGGCGAACGUGCUUCUAAAAGCAGAUGCAGAACAAGCUGACCUCCUCAAUCGUGCCUGUUUUAGUAGACCUAUGGUAACAUCAGAAAAGAACGAGCAAUGGUUUCAGCUCCCCAUGGAAGAAGCUUUUUACCUUCAUUAUUCUCUAAAAUGCAUUAAGGUUGUUAACCACAAUGACACUGAACUAAACAACGACGAGUUAUGGAAGCAUAUGACAUCCAGGAAGGAAUAUUUUCCUGUCUUAUUCAAAGAUUUUUCUCACCCUAGAGGUAAGAACUGGGUGACUAGAUCGGUGUCUCAGUAAGGAGUAGCCUUUGUUGCCUAUCGUCAUCAUCGUACAUUCUGAAUAUGCUGUGCUGGUUUUAUCAGCUCAAGAUGGCAGUGCAAAUGGUCGCUUGAGGGUUUGGUCCGUCUUCACAAUGCACUCUUCGCCUCUGGUAGUGCACUAGUGUGGCAAAAACAUUAUUAAUUCUGGAUAUGGAGCAACAGCAAAGUUGGCAACUUCUCCAUCGUGCUUAGAUAAUUAUGUUGUUGAAGAGAGAACAAUCACAAGAUGGAGUCCAUAGCAAGGCCCUGAGAAAAAAAAAAGGUGACCCAAGUGUAAAGUAGAUUGACAUUUGAGUAUUUGCCUCUUCUUUAGUAUAAUCCUGGUAAAGCGCCAUAGCUGUGAACAUAAUCCUCAUUUGAGUGUUUGCCUCUUUUUUAACUGCCAUCUUUAGUCACAUUUGAGUAAUAAAAUCCUCAUUGGUUUGUUUGAA
Molecule: messenger RNA, 2295 nt
Organism: Lycium ferocissimum
Lineage: Eukaryota; Viridiplantae; Streptophyta; Magnoliopsida; Solanales; Solanaceae
Exons: 1
Coding region: 1-1053 (350 amino acids)
Molecular function (GO): zinc ion binding
Source: RefSeq, a predicted model, not a curated record